AUGGAGGCAUUAGAGAGAAUUCACCCAAAAAGGCAAGUAAUAAUCUUUAUUAUGGUGGUGGUCUUGUCUCAGACUCACUCUGAGCCCAUUCGUUAUUCUGUGCUGGAGGAAACAGAGAGCGGCUCCUUUAUAGCUGAUCUGGUCAGAGACUUGGGCCUGGGAUCUGGGGAGCUGGCAGCCAGGUCUGCCCGGGUGGUCUCUGACGAUGACAAGCAGCGUUUGCAGCUCGACUGUCAGACGGGAGAUUUACUUCUAAGGGAGAAACUAGACCGGGAAGAGCUAUGUGGCCAUAAUGAACCAUGUAUACUGCAUUUCCAAGUUUUCCUAGAAACACCAGUGCAAUUUUUUCAAGGAGAAUUAUUGAUCCAAGACAUAAAUGACCACUCUCCAGUAUUCGCUGAUAAGGAAAUCUUCUUGAACAUACCAGAAAACAGUCGACAAGGGACUCUGUUUCCAUUGAAAUUAGCUCAGGAUUUGGAUGUGGGCAGCAAUGGUCUUCAAAAAUACACAAUCAGUCCCAAUUCUCAUUUUCAUGUUCUUACUCGAAAUCAUAGUGAGGGCAAGAAAUACCCAUAUUUGGUGCAGGACAAAGCACUGGAUCGAGAGGAGCAGCAAGAGUUCAGUUUAACCCUUAUGGCCCUGGAUGGUGGGUCUCCACCAAGGUCUGGGACCGUCAUGGUCCGAAUCCUGAUCAUGGAUGUCAAUGACAAUGCUCCUGAUUUUGUUCAUACGCCAUAUGAGGUGCAGGUCCUGGAAAACAGUCCACUGGGCUUCCCAAUAGUUAGAGUCUUGGCUAAGGAUGCAGAUGCUGGAAACUUUGGAAGUGUUUCCUACAACUUUUUCCAAGCAUCAGACGAAAUUAAACAAACGUUCUCAAUCAAUGAAGUUACAGGAGAAAUCCGACUGAUAAAGAAAUUAGAUUUUGAGAAAAUUAACUCCUAUCUUGUGGAAAUUGAGGCUACCGAUGGGGGAGGCCUUUCUGGGAAAGGUACUGUAAUCAUAGAGGUGGUGGAUGUGAACGACAAUGCCCCGGAACUGACGAUAUCUUCACUCACUUCCCCCAUCCCAGAGAAUGCUCCGGAGACUGUAGUUUCUAUCUUUCGAAUUCGAGAUAGAGAUUCUGGAGACAACGGAAAGAUGAUUUGCUCUAUUCCAGACAACUUGCCAUUUAUUCUAAAACCGACUUUCAAGAAUUUCUACACCCUGAUAACAGAGAGUCCGUUAGACAGAGAGAAAACAGCUGAGUACAACAUCACCAUCACCGUCACUGACUUGGGAUCACCUAGUUUGAAAACUGAGCACAAGAUAACCGUAUUGGUUUCAGACAUCAAUGACAACGCGCCCACGUUCUCCCAAAAUUCCUACACCCUGUUCAUCCGAGAGAACAACAGCCCUGCGUUGCACAUAGGCACUGUCAGCGCCACAGACGCAGACUAUGGCACCAACGCCCAAGUCACCUACUCUCUACUGCAGUCCCACGACCUGCACCUCCCCCUAUCCUCUGUGAUCUCUAUCAACGCAGACAAUGGGUACCUGUUUGCUCUUAGGUCAUUAGAUUACGAGGCCCUGCGAGCGUUCCAGUUUCGCGUGGGCGCGGCAGACGCAGGCACCCCAUCGCUGAGCAGUGAGGCACUGGUACGAGUUGUGAUCGUGGACGACAACGACAACUCGCCCUUCGUGCUGUACCCACUACAAAACAGCUCUAAUCCCUGCUCCGAACUAGUGCCCAGGGCGGCCGAGGCGGGCUAUCUGGUGACUAAGGUGGUGGCUGUGGACGGUGACUCCGGCCAGAACGCCUGGCUGUCCUACCAGCUGCUCAAGGCCACGGAACCCGGACUGUUCAGCGUGUGGGCUCACAACGGCGAGGUGCGCACCGCCAGAUUGCUGAGUGAGCGCGACGGGGCCAAGCACAGACUGGUCGUGUUGGUCAAGGACAAUGGCGAGCCGCCAAUGUCCACCACUGUUGCGCUGCACGUGCUUCUGGUGGACGGCUUCUCACAGCCUUACCUGCCACUUCCGGAGGUGUACCCGGACGAGGCCCAGACAAACUCGCUCACCAUCUACUUGGUCAUUGCGUUGGCGUCUGUUUCAUCACUCUUUCUGUUCUCCAUCCUCCUGUAUGUCGCGAUGCGGCUGUGCAGAAGGAAUAAGGCUGCCUCGGUGGUCCGCUGCUCGGUGCCUACGGGUCACUUUUCUGGUCAUUUGGUGGACGUGAAUGGCACUGGAACUUUGUCCCAAACCUACCAGUACGAAAUAUGUAUGACGGGAGACUCUAGGACCGGUGAGUUCAAAUUUCUGAAGCCCAUAACCCCCAAUCGCUUGGCUCAGGAGACUGGGAGAGAAGUGAAAGAAAACUGUAGGAAUAGCUUUGUGUUCAGUUAA
Molecule: messenger RNA, 2382 nt
Organism: Chrysochloris asiatica (Cape golden mole)
Lineage: Eukaryota; Metazoa; Chordata; Mammalia; Afrosoricida; Chrysochloridae
Gene: PCDHB4
Product: protocadherin beta 4
Exons: 1
Coding region: 1-2382 (793 amino acids)
Biological process (GO): homophilic cell-cell adhesion
Cellular component (GO): plasma membrane
Molecular function (GO): calcium ion binding
Source: RefSeq, a predicted model, not a curated record